AUGCCUUCAAAGCCCCGGUUUUUCGUCCUUCAGAAGCCCUUGCCUGCCACCGACACUACCAGCCUUCUAGGUCGCGUCGUGGAGUCAAAGAAGUCUCCCCAGGGCCUCUUGACACCUCAAUCGUUGCCAGGUGUGCCACUUCACACGAACAAUCUUACCCUCCCAGAACCAACGGUUUCUACACAUGUUAUCGAUCGCGCGACAGUUAUAAAACAGCGGAGCAUUUAUGGCCGACUAAGUACACGCCAUAAGGCUGAGCUCCACAGCUAUAAGGAGCAGUAUGAGGCUUUCGAAUGCGACAAGUUAACACAUCAUACUCUUCCAAACCCUCAAUUCGCCUUCCGAGACCUGAUGACGAACGAUCAAUACGCAGCUAAUGUUCGUCCGAUCCUCGAACGGGCAUGGCCAUGGCACGCCUACCUCGUCACUGGCUUUCUCGUCGCCGUCAACGCAAAAUGGACCACGCAAUCGACGACAGAACGAGGUGCCGGGGCCAGUGCCUCAACCUCAAACGGACAAUAUCGAGAGUUGAUAGCAGCGGGCGAAAAUGUCAUUGCCUUAUCGUACUCACUUGUAAGACCCUCGGUCUCGCUGACUACAACGGCACCAUUUGUGACGAAGAAGUUCAGGAUUGGUGCGCCUGUGCGUGCGAAGACUCUUCACAAGUUCAUAGGGGAUGAGAGCAAGGAGUUUGUAGUCGAGGAUUCUGCCGAGAAGGAUUUGUCCGAAUCAGAGAUAGGCUGAGGCAACUGUUCUCUAAUCGGACGAAGC
This is a messenger RNA of Microdochium trichocladiopsis, 771 nucleotides long. RefSeq lists its product as uncharacterized. NCBI's taxonomy places the organism in Eukaryota, Fungi, Ascomycota, Sordariomycetes, Xylariales, Microdochiaceae. Bases 1 to 744 code for a protein of 247 amino acids. The record is from RefSeq and is a predicted model, not a curated record. The transcript has a single exon.